AUGGCUGAAAAUAGAGAAGAAAUUCUUGCCAAUUUUCAGACCAUUACUAAUGUUGAAGAUGUCGACGAAGCAUUAUUUCACUUAGAAGAAAGCAAUUGGGAUUUACUGUCUGCAAUAAACAGAGUGUUGCCUCAAGAUGGUAACUCCACAACUCAGACAAAUAAUGCACAAGAUGAAGAGAUGAUUGAUGAUGACAUAUCUGUGAUAACUCCAAAAAAUCACCCACCUGAUCGGCAAGAUAAUAAUCAGGCUUCAACAUCUUCAUUAAGAAACAGCUCCUCUGAUUUAGUAGAACUUCAAGUUAACUGUAAUAAUAAGAUAAAAGAAAUUAUUAUGUCUGGUUCAGCGACUGUCAGUGAUUUAAAAAAUCGUUUAGAAAUGGUAUUUGGUAUACCAGUGUGUCAGCAACAGAUAUCAGGACUGGGUGGGUCAAAGGCUACGUCCACAGCACUACUUUCAAGUUUAGGUCUAGCCAGAAAUGCCGUACUUCGGUUAAAAGCUGCAGAUGGAUUGAUGGCUGAUGAAGAGGUAGCAGAAAGACUGACAACUACAUAUGUUCUACAUGUGAAACAUGAAGAUAGAGAUUACACGCUCAAAUACCCAGGAACCAAAACUGUGCAAGAGGUUAAAAAUGAUCUCUUCUCGCUGACAGAUAUACCUGUUAGACAUCAGGUAUGGACAGGAUGGCCAAAUGUAACGGGCUUAGACGACACAGUGCUAGCGAUGGUUGGGUUAAAUCUACCUCUACAUGAACUAACCGUUCGUGGAGCUCCGAAACAGAGGGAAUAUAAGAGGAUAAUUGUAGAUAGUUCAGACAGUGAAAACAGUUCCGUGGAAGAAGUCGAGGAUGCCGAUGCAUUCCCUGCUGAAGAUGAGAUGUUCGUCGAUGUUCCUUCAGAUCGACUUCAGCCUUUGAUGUCCGAGCGUGUCCAAGAUGAAGCCCUAGGCUGUAUAGAGUUCGCGCAACGGUUCCGAGCUCGGUACGGACCGAAUUCGCCUAACUUCUUCGAAGGGACACUGCAGGACGCUAUCAAGGAGUCAUGUCUCACCCCAGCCAAAGAGAGAAAGCUCCUCGCAGUGUAUCUGCAUCAUGAGCAUUCGGUCCUGUCGAAUGUGUUUUGUACCCAACUUCUCGGCUGUGAAACGGUGCUGCAGACACUUUCGGCAAACUUCAUAGUGUACGGCUGGGAUCUUACUUACCCGGAUAAUAUGAAUUUAUUACUAACGUCAGUGACAAAUGCGUUAGACCUGGUGGCGAGUAGGACGAUUCGAAGGAUUCCAAUUGAUCGGUUGCCCGCGCUGAUUAUUAUCAUGCGCCUGCGCUCCAAUACAGAGAUAUACUCCGUUAUCAAUGGUAACGUGGGUGUGUCGGAGUUGGUGGGGGGUUUAAUGGAGGCGGUGGAAAGGUUCGCUGUUCAAAGGGAAGAAGACGCGAAGGUCGAGAGGGAGAGACUUGCUAGGCAACGUGUCAAGUGGGAGCAAGACGAGGCGUACCAGAUGAGUCUUGAUGCUGAUAGAGCAAAAGAGGAAGUAAAGAAGCAGUUAGAGCUAGAACGGAAUCAAGAGAUAGAGCGCGCGGAGUCCGAGCGUCAAAUGCAAGAAGCGCACAAGGAGGCGCAAAGGCUCGGUGCGGAGGCGCGGGUGCCUCCCGAGCCAGAGGCAGACGCCGGUGACGUCACGCGCAUACGGGUGCGCCUGCCCCCACCCCACCACGAGUGCUUAGAGAGGCGGUUUAGGGCGCAGGACACGCUGGCCGGGCUGUUAGACUUCUUAGCGUCGAAAGGUUACCCACAAGAGAACUACAAAGUUAUUUCUAGCUGGCCUAGAAGAGACCUGACCGCGGAAUCUCAGAGCAGUACACUGAAGGCACUCAAUCUAUAUCCACAAGAAACCAUCGUUCUGGAGGAGCGGUGA
This is a messenger RNA of Pieris macdunnoughi, 1914 nucleotides long. The record is from the annotation of a GenBank genome assembly. Lineage: Eukaryota; Metazoa; Arthropoda; Insecta; Lepidoptera; Pieridae.